Messenger RNA from Diorhabda sublineata, 8695 nucleotides. RefSeq lists its product as uncharacterized. The transcript is spliced from 19 exons. Gene Ontology annotation, cellular component: cytoskeleton. Lineage: Eukaryota; Metazoa; Arthropoda; Insecta; Coleoptera; Chrysomelidae. Bases 842 to 5041 code for a protein of 1399 amino acids. The record is from RefSeq and is a predicted model, not a curated record.
GUGUUCCAGUUUGAAAAUGAGCAUGGAAGGCGGUGUGUAGGGUGGUAAUUUUCAAUAACAAAAACUAUAUUUUUCUAUAUCACCUUUCGUGAAUAAAAACAGAAAUUUUGUUCGCCGUAAUUAAUGUGCGUUCGAUUUUCUUCUUUAUUUUAUUAACAUGCUGUUAUUUAACGAUAAAUCUCCCGAAUCGUUCUCCAAUUCCUAGUCGUCCAUUGCAGUCUUCUAAGUCCAAAGAAACGUAACUUACGAAAUUAUCUAAUCAUAUUUAAUUAAAAAAAAAAUAUAUAUUAAUAUAUCUAAUUGUUAAUAAAUAUAUAUCACUCGUUACUUCUAACAAACAAAACGUUUAUUUAUAUCUUAACGAAGUUAAUAAAAUUAUAGUUUAAUUACGUGUCAAGUAGAAUAUAAUUAUCUUGUUAAGGACAUAAAAAGGAAAUUGAAAAGUCUCGAGUAGAUUAUUCAGUGGAAUCUUGUACCGUAGAAAUGAAUGAAAAAGUGAGCGCCGUUCAACUGUUUUCUUAGUAAAAUAAUAGAACGACCUUACUUACGUUGACGGCGGGUCAACGCCCACCAGACUACUCUACGUUAGUAUUAUUAGAGGGACUCUGUCUUAAGACGAUCGUGAUGUAAGUUUGGGCGCACGUGUCAUUGUUUUCGUUUAUAUACAAACGCGGUUGUGAUUGUGACUUCCAUCCAUAUUUAUUCGUUAUAAUUAUCAUUGUUGUUUCAAGUAAAAAUUUAUCUUAUAAUCAUUCUCUUUCCCACGAAUCAAUAGUUUAAACAAAGUAGUUUACCGAAUGAGUUCAUGUUAUGGAGGUAACUUGAAUAAGAACUAGGCAAAAUGGGAGAGGAAAAUCCGAGGAGGUCGAGUCAAGUUUUUGAUCCGUUAUCUCGACUAGGGGAACUAACAAGGUUAUCGCAUUCGACCCCCUCGUCACCCAGACUCUUACCUCGUAGAUUACGCGACGCGAGUUCGGUGUUACCGCCAUCUUUGGCGGCAUUCGAAGUCGUAGACGCGAGUGGUCACGGAAGUUGUAGCAGUAACAAUGGAAGUGUCAAUUGGCAGGAGAGAUGUCUGGAACUCCAAUUGGAGUUGCACAGGAGUAGAACGCAGGCUACGAGAACAAGAGAUAUGCUUCGAGAUAAGCUUUCCGAGUUGGAACAAAGGGUUUUGGAAGCGGAAGGUCGAGCAGAAGAGGCGGAAGACAAAGUACGAAUAAUGGAACAGAAGCUGGCGUGGUCUGUGCAGAGUGACGCCAACAGCGCCCAGAUCAACCGGCUAGAAGGAGAAGUUGAAGAACAAAGACAGCUGAGGUUACACGACGCUAAACAAGUCGAAGCUAAAGCUGCUCGAAUCAAAGAGUGGGUAACAAAUAAACUGAAAGAAUUAGAAAUACAGAACCAAACCCUGCGGGAACAAAACAUCAAAUGCAAUCAACAGUUGGAAUUGCUACGAAAUCAUCUUGCCUUAACCGAAAGGAGAAGAUCAGAAAGUAGUUCGCCGGAAGGAAGACAAUUUCCUCCGACGACAAGCAGUUCGCUAACUCAAAAACAUCGAAGACAUCAAUCGGUGUGUCUUUCAACUAACACCAAUUUCGAACCUGUGAUACCUAGUACUCUUGUAACUUCCGUCAACUUCGGUACUAGUACUUCCAGUAUGGAUCCUUUUACCGACGAAUUACGAGCAGCUGUAGAUAAUCUUAGUAUAGGAAGAAUACCUAGUAGUAGUGCCAGUGAUCCCGACAUAGCACACGACUAUGCUGAAAUUUAUACGCCUAGCAGAGAAAAAGUUACGUGGCCUAGAGCACCGACACCGCCUCUUCAUAGGUUUCCAAGCUGGGAGGACCGAAUAUAUCAGGUAGCUGCCGACGGUCUAACAUUAACUGAUACCACACCAAGUGAUUUAGGGCCUGAACAAGCCGGUUACCAAGAUAUACCAGUACCUGUUUAUGCUACAGUUAAGGGAAGAGCUAGUCAAAUUAGAUCUAUGCCAUUUACAGGUGAUUCGUCUGACGAUUCCAGUGAUGGUGAAGGGAAUAACACGACGGCUGUCGAUGGUACUAAUACACAUAGUCGAAGCUCGGGGGAUACAUCAGGAUCUAGUCCGGGAAAAAGAACGGCUUCCAGUAGCAGCGGUUCACCAAGCAAAAGUAAAACUAGAGGUGUUUCAGAUACUUCCUUCGAAUCGGGAAUGUCAGAUGAUUAUGCAGUUCCACCGGAUGCUCUAAGUUGUGAUACUACCAGCUUGGAAUCCUCGAUGCUUCUUAGAGCUUCUACAUAUCUAGAUAGUCCAAAGAGAAUAGAAAGUUUAGAAAAAUGUGGAUCUCUAGCGAAAUUAGGAGGUAAAUUGAAGACGUGGAGAAAAAAAUGGUUCGUACUGAAGAACGGCGUACUAACUUAUUAUAAAAGUCAGAAUGAUAUCAAUAGAAAACCUCAAGGUCAAAUAAUUUUAGAUGAAAUUUGUAAAAUAACGCGUGCCGAAGGAUCUAAUACAUUCGAAAUUGAUACGGGGAAAAAGACUUAUUAUUUAACAGCUGAUUCCCUAACUGCGAUGGAAGAUUGGGUUAGAAUUUUACAAAAUGUUCAACGAAGAAAUGCAACAAAAUUAUUAUUAAGCAGAGAUGAAAAUAAACCUAUAUUACAAGGUGUCCUCAAGAAAGUGAAAAACGGCAUUCCUCGAGAAUGUUGGUGUGUUUUAAUUGGAAAAAUGUUUUUGUAUUUUAAGAAAUCAACAGAUCCAACACCACAUGGCCAAAUAAAUAUGAGAGAUGCCAAAGUUGAAGAAAUAGAACAUUUAUCUGAUUCCGAUUCAGAAGAACAGGAUUCAGAUCAACCUAAAUUCACAGUAGGAAUAUUUCCUAAUAAUCAAGCUCCUACAUAUCUACAUUUUACUGGUAAACAGGAAAAAGAUGCGUGGUUGUAUCACUUAACAGUUGCAAGCGGAGGUGGACCGAGCACGGGCACUCAAUACGAACAACUCGUACACAAAUUGAUGGAGGUUGAUGGUGAUCCAAAUUGUGUCUUAUGGAGACAUCCUUUAUUACUACACGUGCCUUGUACCAAAGAUGGAGCCGUUCCAUCUUAUUUUCCACUAACAAGUUUACCGACCGAAGCCCUUCAAGCUGAGGCUAUAAAAUUGUUCAAAUGCCUGCAGUUGUUCAUGUCGGCAGCCGUAGAUCAAGCUGGUAUAGACUACCAUGUAGUACUUGCUCAAAAUGCAUUACAACAAUGCUUAGAUAUGCCAGAAUUACAAUCCGAAUUGAUUUGCGCUUUGGUAAAACAGACCAGUAAGAGUGCGCCUUUACCUAAACUAGGAGUCCAGGUAUCCACUCAAAAAUUGUUAAAAAAGAGCCAACUGCUGCUUUGCGCAACGCAAAGCCUAUUUACCUGCGAAACGAACACUCCGAGCAUAAAUAGCACCAUCUCUGAUCAACAAAUCGCCUUGUCAAAUCUACAGGCAUCGCAAGAAGAAAAAUAUAAGGAACAUAAAGAUUGUUACAAAGAACAUAAAGAUCCCAAAGGACCACCUAUUUAUACACUCCUGCAAGGCUGGCAACUUUUAGCGUUAGCAGUAAGUUUAUUCGUACCGAAGAAUUCCAUGUUAUUGUGGUUUUUAAAAUUACAUCUACAAAGGAAUGCUGAAAAUAGAACCGAAUGCGGAAAAUAUGCGGCGUAUUGCGAACGAGCGCUCGAAAGAACCAUUAUGGCAGGUGGUCGCGAAUUGAAACCAUCAAGAAUGGAAGUACUCAGUAUACUUUUGAAGAAUCCUCAACAUCAUUCGUUGCCUCAUUCGAUGCCCGUUCAUCUGGCCAACGGAACGUAUCGCAUUAUAAGUUUUGAUGGUUCAACUUCUAUAAAGGAAUUUCAAGAUUGUUUAGUACAAGACAUCGGUUGUCGCACUAAUAACGGUUUCGCAAUUUUUAGCGACGAUCCAAUCGAAAAAGAUUUGGAACAUACGCUAGAUCCGAAUGCGAAAUUGUGUGAUUUAAUAUCGAAAUGGGAGAUUGCUCUGAGAGAAAAAGGACUGGGAAAAUUCGAAAAUAGUAGAGUUAUUACGCUGACUUACAAAAAUAGACUUUGGUGGAAGAACAGCGCCAAAUUAGAAACCGAAAAGGAACGAUUACUUCUUUGUUACCAAACCAAUAAACAGAUUGUAAACGGAAGGUUUCCUGUUACCAGAGAAGCAGCUUUGGAAUUUGCUUCAUUAAUGGCCCAAAUGGAAAUAGGUGAUUGUCCAUUAAUUUCAAACGAAAGUCCUAGUAACACUUUAAGUCAGCAAGGUGCUUCCAAUCAUCAUAGGGGUCCCAAAUCUACAGGAAACGGAACUUUAAGUCCUCCUGGUUCUUUACAACAUUGCAGUUCCAUACAAAACUCAAGUACUUUGAAUACUGCCAACCAAGUAUUAAGUGCCAUUGAUAAGUUUUAUCCGCAGAGAUAUAGGAUUCAACUGAGUCCAGAGGGAUUUGCAGAACUUCAAACCAAAUUAAUAGCGAAAUGGAUAGCUUUGAAAGGAAAAACUCAAGGGGAUUGUGUUAGAGCGUAUCUUAAUUCGACAAGAAAAUGGCCAUUUUUUGGAGCUACUCUAUUCCAGGCGAGGUUACGUCAACCAGAUUCACCUAUGAGUUGGUUGGCGGUAAACGAAGAUGCAGUAACGGUCCUAGAUCUGGCAACGAUGCAACAACGUGUCAAAUACCCUUAUACGAACGUUCUCACUUUCGGCGGUUGUCAAGAAGAUUUUAUGUUGGUUGUUACACAAAACGAUCAACAACCUUCGCAAAAAUUGAUAUUUUCAUUAAGUAAACCGAAAAUAUUAGAAUUGACUUUAUUAAUAGCGGAUUAUAUGAAUUUAUUGAUCAACAACCCCGGUACUCCGCUGUUAGGAACGCUCAGCAGAGGUACGAUGGUAUCAGUUAAUCAAUCGAUCAUUAGUCAAACAAUAGCGAAUCAAAGUCAACCGGAUAUUUUGAAAUCGACUCCCGAUCACGGCGUUCAAAGAUCGGAUUCCAAACGUAGGACCCACGUCGAUUCUGGCCUAGCGUAAAAAUAAUUGCGAUUUAAUUUGAAAUGUGAUUUUAAAGUUUCUUUCAUUAUAUUUUGCCAUAAAAGCGUUUGGAUAAUGUAUAUAUAGCGAGAUAUUUAUUAUGAGCGAGUUGUAAAUAAAAAUUUGUUAUUAUUUGUUCGAGUUCGAGGCCAUUUUUAUCUAGCAUCUCAAUGUACAACAUAAAAGUUUGCUAUAUUACUAACUGAAAAAAUACUCCCAAUAUUCUCCAAAAUUCUACUUUCAUUAUUUAAAAAUGAAAACAAUUACAGCUUGUUUUCCGUAAAAUAUUUCUUCACUUAAUCACAGCUGAGAUAAUAGAGUAAUUUUUUAUGUUGAGCCAGUGAUAUGCUGCCCUUCUUAAAGAAGGAAAAUGUGUUGAUGUAAAAAGUUGAACUGAAGACAUUGUUUACUACUAUCACUAACUGACAUUCACAAUUACACUAUUUGGUCCUUCGAACCUCACGAUCCGGCUCGAAAGACCAGACAGUGUAAUUUUGAUUGUCAGUGUAGUUGUAGUGAACAGUAUGUUUAAUUUUAAUAUGACCAAUACAUCCAUAAAUUCGCACCCAGAGAAAAAUUCUGUUUCUGUAAAUUACUCCAACUUAAUAGGUUCUGAUAUUAGUUCAGGAAACUUUCUUAACAAAAUAGAAUUUUGAACUAAAAUUUUAAAUAAGUGAUCGACAAUAUUCUCUUUUUUCAUACCUGAAUUUAUGACUAUUUUCAACAACAACUUUCUUAUCGGGUAUUGCUUUUAUAGCCAGUUUUGGACCGUCAAAAGUUCUUCUUCUCUACAUACCAUUCCGAGCGUCAAAGUAUUACUUGUCCUGGUCUCCGAUGGUACGAACCGGUUUUAUUAUGUUGCUGAUGCUGGAAUGAUGUCUUCCUAACAAACCAGCAACAUAUCGAAUUGAAUAUCCUUCAUUCAGGACAGUCGAUGCUCGCACUGCCUCCUCCCUUAUCAAAGGUAAACUCUCUGUCUCUGAAGACGAAAAUUUGGUUAUCGAAACGCGCGUUAGACAGUAUUUAGUAUAACAGAAUAUGUAGAAAAAUAUGAGUGGUGCUUUAAUUUUCUCCAGUUUAGUUUGUGAUUAACAACUUCUACAAACUGUAUCUUUUCUAUUAUUUAGUAUCUACAGCUGGCGUCAAUUUGUUUGUCUAUGUGGAAAAAAUAGAAUUCCAAUCUUAUUUAUGUUUCUAAAAUGCUCAACCCCAUUUCUAAUAAUAAAAAAAUUGAAACUUUGUUUUCUUUUAAUCUUUUUUCCAAUAUUCUUCUCUCCAUGACUACCUUUAUACAUUUCAGAAUUACUUCGAAAGUUUUGUGAAGGAAGUUUCCAUAUUCGGUGUAUAUAAAUAACAAAAAGAAUGGUUUAUUUUUAUGUAAUAAUUACCAAAAUAUAAUCAGAGCCACGUAGUCCAGUGCCAAAGGCACAUAUUGGAUCUAAAUUCUUGUAAAUAGAAUAAUUAAUAAAAUACACAUUUUAAAAAGAAAUAAAUUGUGGAUUUUUUUUGUAUAAAAUUUCAUUUCGUAACUGUGAAAGCUUAAACUAGUCAUGUACAAUGAAACCGUUUUGUAUGUAUCUGAGACAAUAGCUACCGGGUAUUAGAAUAUGAGCGUAAUUGAAAUUUGUAAUUAAUUGUAUGUCAAUACACAAUCCUUAACUCUUGAAAUACUCAUUUUCAGUUUUUAUACUCAUAAUAAAAUUAUCAAUAUUUUCUUGUAAGUGCUGUGAUAUAAUUUCCUUCAUCUUUUCGCUUCCAUUUCUUUCGACCAUUAAUUGUUUUUUUUCAGUAUUACUUCUGUCAUACUAUUUCUUAUCCACACUUCCAUUGUUCAUCUACAGCUUCCCCUAAUAUCUAUUGGACUAAUCUAUCAUCUCCAUUAAUUUGUUUUAUUAGAAGGUUUGUUCUUGGUAGCUGCACUGGCAGAUCUAGUUCAGGAAGUGUACACUAAAGCGUUAUUUAUAGCAGAAUCAGCGCUAGUUCACUGUACUGCUUGCACUGAGUCUAGAAUCAGUUCAGCCAGUGCAGUGCAAGACAGUACAAUAAGUGUAAUCUGGAAAGGGUAGCGCUACAUCUUCGCCAUCGGACGAAUUUAAAUAUCAAAAAGUACUAAAUCCUCAAAUACAUCAAUCAAAUGCUCCAUUGCUCUCUGCACUAUAUCUUUCUUUGUAUCAGAUCGAACUAAUUCUAUACACUCAUAAACUAGCCUGCACUGGUCCAGUUCAGUACACUUCUAGUGCAGCUACCAAGAACUAACCUAAAGUUUAAAUUUAUUUGUCAGCUGUAGAUCUUUUUCUUCUUCUCUGUGGUGAUGGGUUCAAUCCGUAGACUAUCAACCAAGUCAAGUUAAAUUUUUAUGUAAUUUGAUUUAACUGCCCAAAAUUGCGUCAGGCUUACUCAUAAUCACGACUUUGCAGCUAUCCGAAAUUAUCAAAUUUUACAGUUACAUAAGCAGACUGCCAUAAAACAAGCAAUUGAGAAUACUGAAAUAAAAUCUGUUUCUAAUGUCUCUUCCUAUGCAGCUGCAUUCUAAUAGUUUAUGUCUCAAACUGCCCACUUCUUUGCACAUACACAUAGGAAAAUCGAUCACUUCAAUUUUGUAAAGUUGCUCUCAAUUACUAAAAUCUCAUUAUGUACAUCAUGGUGAUUCUGGUGGUCAAAACCAAGAAUUUUGAUUAAUUUUCUUUUUCAAUUUAAAUAGAUUUUGCAAAUUUCAGUCCAUUCCUCAUUCUAAAGGUGCCUUAUGUUUUUUUUUGAUGACAGGCAAUAAAUCUUAAUAGUUACAUUGAAAUUAAUAUUAUUUUCAUUAAGACUUUGCUUAGCGUGUUUCCGUGAACACCCAUUUGCUUGGCUUCCCAUAAACGUUGUCUUGCCAUUAGCUAUGAGAAGUCGGUAUUGGCAUCUAGCCUAAAUCUUUAUUUUUUGUAUUGCACUGCUUGAAUUCUUUAAAAUUAAAACUUCAAGUAUUUUCUGUUCUAUACUUUUUUUGAAAGCCACAACAAUUGCUAGAGUGCAUUUGUUGUAAUAAUGUUUCUGUUUCUAAAUCGUCUUGAUCCUUAGGUAUCUAAAAUUUGACACUUUUACUACUUUCAGAAUAAUUGCUUAAUGAAUAUUUUUCUGCAAUCCACACUCGUCUUCAAAUGAAUUUGUUGGAGUUGAACACGCAGAGCUUUAAACUAAAUUUUGUCAAGUUCAAGUUUUUUGGGAAACAUUGUUAAAUAAAAUGGAUCCAAAAUCGUACAAUAAUUUUUACCUCUGAUAUUAAUAUCGGGAAUUUCCUUUUUUUGAAAUAGCAUCACCUUUGAUUAUUCAACCGAGAGCUGCAGGUAGUGCUGUUCUAGCGGCCCCCUUAUGUUUUCAAUUUCUUCUUCUUUUUUUUCUGAUUAAUUCUACAGCACAUUUAUCAAAUCUAUGGCCUAUGAGAAUAGUCAAAAUUUUAUGUUGCGCUUAUGUUUUUGUAAAAACAGGAGAAAGGGAUUGUUAAAUUUCUUUAUACUGAAAAAUACUAUUAAAUAACUAACUUAUUAAAUUGUAACAAUUGCAAUUCUUUGUAUUUUCAGUGAAAUAUUUAAGAAGUGAUAAUUUUUUAGUAUAAACAUUUGAUACCCAAUAAAAACAACUACUUUAUUAAUAAUAAAAUAUAUGAUUUAAAAA